Molecule: messenger RNA, 3305 nt
Organism: Alligator sinensis (Chinese alligator)
Lineage: Eukaryota; Metazoa; Chordata; Crocodylia; Alligatoridae
Product: structural maintenance of chromosomes protein 4-like
Exons: 17
Coding region: 23-2905 (960 amino acids)
Biological process (GO): mitotic chromosome condensation
Cellular component (GO): chromosome
Molecular function (GO): protein binding; ATP binding; ATP hydrolysis activity
Source: RefSeq, a predicted model, not a curated record
CCUACAGAAACGGAUAAAUGAAAUGGAAACACAAAAGCAAAAAAUUCAUGAAGAGACUAAAGAUGUUAAUGAGAAGAGUAGUAAACUUGCUGAUGAAAUGAAAGAUAAGACUAAAGCCUUAAAAGAUAUAGAAAAAAAGCUCAAUAAAAUCACAAAGUUUAUAGAGGAAAACAAAGAGAAAUUCACUCAGUUGGAUUUGCAAGAUGUUCAAGUAAGGGAAAAAUUAAAACAUGCCAAAAGUAAAGCUAAAAAACUUCAGAAGCAACUUCAAAAGGAUAAAGAAAAGGUUGAGGAAUUAAGAAAUGUUCCUGCCAACAGUAAGACAGAAAUCAGAGAAGCAACAUCUAAGAAAGAAGUUCUUGAAAAGGAGAAGGAAAGAGAGGAGGAAAAAUUAAAACAAGUUAUGGAUAGCCUUAAAUUGGAAACACAAGGUCUUCAGGAAGAAAAAGAGGUCAAAGAAAAAGAGCUUAUGGAAUUCAAUAAAACUGUGAAUGAAGCCCGUUCAAAGAUGGAUGUAGCUCAAUCAGAACUGGAUAUCUACCUCAGUCGUCAUAAUACUGCUGUGUCUCAGUUAAAUAAAGCAAAAGAGGUACUAAUGACUACUUCAGGAACUCUAAAAGAAAGGAUAUCUACUAUCAAAGAGCUUGACACAAAAUUACCUCAAGCUGAACAGGAGUUAAAGGAGAAAGAAUGUAAGCUUGAAAAACUCGGAAGACAGGAGUUGGACAUUAAAAACCUUGUUCGGGUACAACGUCAAAAAGUAGAAGCAGCAAAAAGUUCUUUGGCAGUCAGUUGCAGUAGAGGAAGAGUUCUUGAUGCUCUACUUCAGCAGAAGAAAUCUGGAAAAAUUCCUGGAAUAUAUGGGAGAUUGGGAGACUUGGGAGCUAUUGAUGAGAAGUAUGAUAUUGCUAUCUCCUCAUCUUGUGGUGCCUUAGACUACAUUGUUGUUGAUACAAUAGAUACAGCUCAGGAAUGUGUGAAUUUCUUGAAAAGGCAAGGGAUUGGAGUUGCCACAUUUAUAGCCUUGGACAAAAUGUCAGAGUGGACACAACAUAUGAGUAAAAUCCAGACUCCUGAAAAUAUUCCUCGUCUAUUUGACUUAGUGGAAGUAAAAGAUAAGAAGAUUCUCCCAGCCUUUUAUUUUGCAUUACGUAACACUUUAGUAGCCAACAACUUGGAACAAGCCACCAGCGUAGCAUUUCAAAAAAACAAAAGAUGGAGAGUAGUAACUUUGCAAGGACAAAUCAUAGAACAGUCAGGAACAAUGACUGGUGGUGGAGGUAAAGUACUGAAGGGGAGAAUGGGAUCCUCAGUCAUGGUUGAAAUUUCAGAAGAGGAGGUAAAUAAAAUGGAAUUGCAGCUGCAAAAUGAUUCAAAAAAAGCAGUGUGCUACCAGGAAGAGAAAGUAGAGCUUGAAGAUGCUAUAAGAAAAUUGCGUCAAAGUGUUCAAGAAAUGAGAAGCACUUUAGAAAAGUAUACAGCCAGCAUACAGAGUCUAUCAGAACAAGAAGUUCUCUUAGAAGACCAACUUAAGGAACUUGAGGCUAAUGUAAUUGCUGCUGCUCCUGACAAAAGCAAACAGAAAGACCUGGAAAAAAAUCUUAAUGCCUUCAAGAAAGAUUAUGAAUGUGUUGCUGGAAAGGCUGGUAAAGUAGAAAGUGAAGUUAAAAGAUUACAUAAUCUCAUAAUUGAAAUCAAUAAUCAUAAACUUAAAGCUCAACAAGACAAACUUGAUAAGAUAAACAAGGAAAUAGAUAAGUAUACUUCUGCUGUUACUAAAGCCCAGGUGGCAAUCAAGACUGCAGACAGAAAUCUGAAAAAAUCUGAGGAGUCUGUUCUUCGCACUGAGAAGGAAACUGGAGAUAAUGAAAAGGAAAUAGAUGACCUAACAAAAAUGCUGACGACACUAGAAGAAAAAGCUACUGAAGUUAUGAACGAGUGCAAACAAGCUGAAGAGUCAUUACCAGAGGUUCAGGAGCAGCAUCGUAAUCUACUUCAAGCAAUGAAGUCAAUUCAAGAGGAUGAACAUGUUCUUCAGAAAGAGGCCCUUAGUAUAAGGCUUAAAAUUGAACAAAUAGACAGUCAUGUUGCUGAGCAUCAAUCAAAGAUAAAAUAUUGGCAAAAGGAGAUAUCAAAAAUAUCACUGCACCAUGUAGAAGCAGAACCAGUUGAAGAACUUCCAAUUCUAAAUCAAGAGGAACUUGAAGCAAUUAAAGAUCCAGAUAUUAUAAUUAAUCAAAUAGCCCUUUUAGAGGCCCAGUGUCAUGAAAUGAAACCAAAUCUUGGUGCCAUUGCAGAAUAUAAUGAGAAGGAAGAACUGUACUUGAAACGCGUGGCAGAGCUGGAUGAAAUUACCAAUGAGAGAGACAACUUUAGACAAGCUUAUGAAGAGCUUAGAAAACAAAGACUUAAUGAGUUUAUGGCUGGAUUUAAUAUAAUAACAAAUAAACUAAAGGAGAAUUACCAAAUGCUUACUUUAGGAGGAGAUGCUGAACUAGAGCUUGUAGACAGUUUGGAUCCUUUCUCAGAAGGAAUUGUUUUUAGUGUUCGACCACCAAAGAAAAGUUGGAAGAAGAUAUUUAACUUAUCAGGAGGAGAGAAAACCCUUAGUUCCCUGGCUUUGGUUUUUGCUCUCCAUCACUACAAGCCAACUCCACUUUAUUUCAUGGAUGAGAUAGAUGCAGCCCUUGACUUCAAAAAUGUGUCCAUUGUAGCAUUUUACAUAUAUGAGCAAACAAAAAAUGCACAAUUUAUCAUCAUCUCUCUGCGAAAUAAUAUGUUCGAGAUUGCAGAUAGAUUAAUUGGAAUUUAUAAAACAUACAACACAACAAAAAGUGUUGCAACAAACCCAAAAGUGAUUGCAUCUAAAGGACUUGCUGAACUUGGUGCUGUUGGAUGCUGCUGAAUGCAACAUUUCCUGUCCAGAAGAAACUGAAAUCUAAUGAAUAUUUUCAUUGUAUAAUUGUUGUUUUGCCUGUUUUGUACAGAAAAAAACUGUAUGUUUUGUAAUUGUUUGUAGAUAUCUAUACCUGUCUAAAGCUUUGUAGAUAUCUAUUUCAGUAUUUGAAUGUAAGCCAAAAUUUGCAUAAACUCUUUUUUUUCGUCAAUAAUCUACUACACUUAAUUUUUUAACAGAUAUUCAAAUCUGUAUAAAUUUAAGCACAACAGAACUGGUCCCCAACCUAUAUUUAGUUCCACUUCAAAAUUCCAUUCAGUGGGCUUCAUAUCAGUGUUUUAGGUUCUGUUUAUAGUUUUUGAAUCAGCUUUUUAUGAUGUCUUUUACUAAAAAUAAAAAUUAAUCUAAA